UGAGCUCCUCCCUAAAAUCCGCAGACUGGCUCCAUUGUGCGUCAGACUGCUGCAUGGUUGUGCAGGUGCUGCAUGGAUUCAUUUCUUUCUAGCACCACGAAAUGUAAACACAUUUGCAAUUAAUAAUGGGGGGACAUGCAUUGACCCUAGAGGGUCAGACAAGAGGAGAUCCAGACACUUUUCUCUCCAGUUUGGUUGAAUUUUGCGUCGAUUCGGUGACUUUCUGUUUCUCUCCGGAUGCAGACAAACGUUGCGUCCCCGUCGGUCUCUGCUCUCUGUCUGAGCUGCUUCUACUGCUCUCAUGCUUUCUGCUCGUGUAUCAGAGGUGUGGAGGAGAUAAUCCUGGAGGAACCAUCCUGCUCCUCUACAGCCUCCUCGGUGCUCUGUGCAGCACGACUGGAGCCGUUCUGUCCAGACAGCUGCACAUCCAGGUUUUGAUGGGUGCUUUUGCAGCUGCUGUGGAUGCUGUCAGUUUGAUUUCUUGCUGCUUCCAUGUGCUCCUGUGCUGGAACUCAAAGACAGAAAGGAGGCAGAGGAUGAUGAGGGGUCGGAGGAGGCAGCACCUCCUUGCAGUGUGUGUACUGAUGGUGGUUGCAGGAGGUUUUCUAAAGUCCAGGGUGACCCAGCGCCCAGCAGACAGGCUUCUCAGCAGGAGGAAACUUCUGCAUGCCACCCUCCAAGAUAACACUGAAAUCCUUGGUUACACACUGGGCUUGCUGUCCUUUGUCAUCGCCUGUACUUCCAGGUUCCCUGCACUCUGCAGAGUAUACAGAGGACAGAUGUUGACCUGGGCCUACAUGUUCUCUGGACUGCUGUGCUCUCUGGCUGGUGUCCUUUAUGCUGCUGCCAUUCUCCUCUACGACACUCAGCUUGGCUUUCUUUUAAGAGUCAUGCCGUGGCUGCUGUCAGCAAUAUGCUGUGUCACCCUGGACCUUCUUAUUCUUGUCAUCCAUCGGUGGAAGAGAGGAACCACACAGUUGUUUGCCAGUUUUCCUCCAGACACAGAGAGCCUUUUAGGUGAGGAUAACGAUGUCAUGAAGAGACAAAGAAAACAGGUUCAUUCAUCAGUACGGACAAAAACAAAAAAUGUCCAGAAGAUGACUGAGAUGGGCCGUUACAUGGACAUCAGUGUUCAACCUGCUGGAAAAAUAUGCCUCAAGGAGGUGACGUUGUCCAAGAAGGAGGUGGAGGAGCGGCCUCUCAACAGAACGGUGCGAGUAAUCCGAGUCGACAGUUACUGUUCCUCAGAUACAUCCUGUGAUUCUUCACCAGUCAGCUCCGAUCUGGAGUGGGAUUUUGAAGCGGCAAAUGCCCAGUGGAGUGAACCAUCAGCAAAACAACAGAAUGAGUUUCCACCUCAAGAGUGGCCAACAAACCCCGAACCCUUUAACAUCUGAACCUGUGCCGUGUCGGGAUUCCCACAAUUAGUAAUAUGAUACACAUCUGAUGCAUUCAUUUGAGGGGGAAAUAAAAAAGUGUAAACACUGACCUGUUAUCUGUGUUGUUUAACUUUACAGUUUAGCUAAUGUGUGCGUAUCUUUCUCAUCACCUCAACAGGCGAGUGUG
Sebastes umbrosus (honeycomb rockfish) is the source of this 1566-nucleotide messenger RNA. It is a transcript of the gene tmem44, whose product is annotated as transmembrane protein 44. The record is from RefSeq and is a predicted model, not a curated record. Lineage: Eukaryota; Metazoa; Chordata; Actinopteri; Perciformes; Sebastidae. The coding region runs from base 126 to 1397 and encodes 423 amino acids. The transcript is spliced from 11 exons.